This is a messenger RNA of Meloidogyne enterolobii, 372 nucleotides long. The record is from the annotation of a GenBank genome assembly. Lineage: Eukaryota; Metazoa; Nematoda; Chromadorea; Rhabditida; Meloidogynidae.
UUUUUUCUUAAAUUAAGGCGAAAAUAUUUAAUUAAAGAUUCAGUAAUGCUUAUUAAUUUAUUUUUGUUAUUUUGCCUUGUUCUGAAACUCUGCUCAACACAAAAUGGGGAUGAUGAUAAUCUUGUUGGAAAUUUAAUUGAUUCGAGAUCUUCAGUCGCAAGAAAAUUGUACAAAUGUUAUCAAGGAAUUGACGGGUCUACAACCACAGAAUGUGUUGGAAGAGUUUGUAUUCGAGUGACACAUAAUCAAUCUGGUGCAGACAAACUUUAUUGCAAAAACUUUACUGAACCCAGCGAUCCUGCUGUAGGAGAAUGCAUAAAAAUGAGUGAGGGGCAAAUGCCUGGGCAAAGCGAGGUUUUUUUUAAUUUUUAA